UAUCACCAUGGCUUCACAAAUGAUGAGGGCCGGCAUGCCUAUGCAGCAAAUGGCCCCGCAACCCAUACUCCCAGCAGAUCAAGAUGUGAUUAUUCGCACACUAAACGACGUCAACCAAGGUGACGAAAGCAAACUGAAAGCGGUGCAGGACGCCUGGAAUAUGUUUGAAGUAUUCAACACUACUCCCACAUUUGACCAGUUUUUGGACAGUUUGAUGCGAGCUUUUAUGAAGCUAUUCAGUGAAACGGUACCGCAGUUUAUACAGGAAAACAAUACUCAAACUUUGCGGAAAGCUAUGCUGGAAAUGAUACUCAGAACAUCAGCUUAUGAGCCGGUGAAACAGAUGUCGAAGGAAAUCCAGAAGCAGAUGAUGCGAAUCAUCGUACUGGAAAAUGAAGAAAAUGCUAUCCUGGCUAUCAAGAUCUUGGUGGAUCAUAGUAAAAUUACGCGCACCCAUCUUAUCCCAGAGGUGUCAGUUAUGCUGCAGCAUUUCAAGCAAUGGAUUAAAUGUAUGUGUAGCUGUCUUGUGAGACCUCAUACCUUUGAUACGAUAGAUCUCACACAUCCGGCUGUGCAGCUCCCGGAAGAGACUGUUAUAGAAUCGUACCUUCAACAAUGCUAUUAUGUGCAGUCGGUGAUGCUAUACCCUCCAAGUGGAGCUAUGGAUGCCCCGAAAUAUACUUUGAUACCGAGAGCUAGUCAGUCAUUGAAAACUUUCCAAGAAAUCCCAAUGUUGGUCAUUUUCUUGUACCAGCAUCAUAAGGCAGGAGUUCAAGCAGAGGCCAUGGAGUUUCUUCUUUGCUGCCUCGACUUUCUUAGCAUACAAAUAUCCGCUGAACAAAAAGCGGAUGAAAAGUAUAACAAAACGCUAGCGGAUGAUUUCUACACUGCGCAGUCGAAAAUGCUUGCUUAUCUGAGCAUAAUGGGGAAGAUACGUGAAUUCAUGGAGCAGAUCUUGGCAAAUGGAGACAGAUUUAUUAACGGUGUACUCAGCCUCCUAGAACAAUGUCCAGCCGAACUGAUUGUUGUUAGGAAGGAUGUUUUGAUCACACUGAAAUUCUUCUUCAUCUCUGAUCUCCGCCCGAAGUUUAUCCAGCUUCUACCUCGGCUGCUAUCUGAAGUCGCUCUUAUUGGCUCUGGAUACACAGCAGUGGAUCAUCUCAGGGGUUAUUUUUAUCAAACUAUGGCUGAUUUUCUUCACCAUGUACGAUCGUCCCUCUCUUUCGAGAUGCUUGCCCAUGUGGCUUUUGUCUUCUGCAGAGAAAUGCAUGAUAAUCUUCUGCCAUACCAGAUACAAGUCAUAUGUGCUAGAAUGCUGAGCAGUGUGCUGGAGGGGUUGACGAAGCAUGCGAAAGAAGGAGAAGCGACCCGUGAUCUCAUCCUUAUGAUUUUGGAAAGUCUUGUUGUGAAGCUGAAGAUGAUUGCUGUCUAUCACCUUCCACUGCUGUUCAAGCAACAUGCUGCAGAAAUCAACUAUGACUACAAAUCUUGUGAUCGGGACGGAUCGGAGGCUGUGGAGAACGAAAAGGGCGAUGAUGUUAUACGAGAAGAAGUUCGCAGAUGUUCAAUUGACACUGCACCUGAGAUGGAAAUAGGACCUGCUGAACCACCAAAACCUCCAGAACCCACUCUACCGCCGCCGAAGGAGAAUGAACACAGAAAAUCAAGUCCUAGCACUAUUCUUACUCAGAUGUAUACGAUGAAUGCUCCACCUAUACCCUUGACUGAAGCCAGGACUAUAGUAAAGUUUAUAUUGCUGGCGUGUAAGAUGGGAACGACUGCUCUGGCUGGAGCCAAUAGAAGCUCGCAGUCGCCUCCUUUGGUCCACGAGAAAGAUAUCUUUGAAAGAAUGUUCAAGUACUGUGUCCAGUGUUUGGAUGUUUAUAUGAUCCCGUAUCCUCAGCCUCCUUCACGGGUGCAAGUACCGAAUAGUGUGCCCGGUGGUACGCGAUCAAAGGAGGAGAAAGAUGCACUUGACGCUCUGGCAUCAUUGUUUACUAUGCUGAAUUUGGACGUCUUUGGAGAGAUUUUCACCAAGUACAUGGACUUCUUCGUUGUGCGGAUGGCAAAAAAUCUUCCGCUGCAGCUGGCAUGCAAUGCUUUCCUCGUACGAGCAGAUGUAUCCUUUAGAUUUGGUUGCAUAAUUGUAAAAUAUUUGAUGGAUCGACUUCCUUCCCUAGCUGUGAUGAACGAUGUAUCCCAGCUCUAUGUAAAACUCUUCAAAAUUAUUUUUUCCGCGAUUGGCUGUCAAAACUCGGCUAGUCCUGAUGGUGAGAUAAUGCUAAAGCCAUAUCUGCCUGAGUUGAUACGCAAGUCGAUGGAAUACGCCUUGUGUGCUCGAGAUCCUAUCAAUUACUUCAUGCUUCUACGAGCACUAUUCAGAUCUAUAGGAGGAGGGCUGCACGAUAUUUUGUAUUCACAAUUUCUUCCUCUUUUGCCCGAUCUCAUGUUGUUCUUCAAUAAACUCCAGUGGUGCGAUCAUCGUCAAAUGAUGCGCGAACUAUUUGUCGAGUUAUGUUUGACGGUACCAGUACGGUUAUCUACUCUACUUCCGCAUCUCCCGUUGCUGAUGGAACCUUUAGUUUGUGCUCUCAACGGCGGACCAAAUCUUGUUCAGCAAGGACUGCGUACACUCGAGCUUUGCGUAGACAACCUCCAGCCUGAUUUUCUAUUUGAUAAUUUUUCACCAGUACGUGGAGGCAUGAUGCAAGGGCUGUAUAAAGUCGUCGGCAAGUCUGGAGAUCCUCUUUCUGUAGCCACCGCCGUCAGAGUACUGGGGAAGUUUGGCGGUGCUAAUCGGAACAUGUUUACGGAGCCUCCGAAUCUGAAAUUCCGUCCCAGUGGCGAUGAACCUCCAUAUACAAUACGAGUUGCAUUUGAUCGACCAAAUACUGGAGAGACGUUCUUCACGACCAUCUAUGGUGAUAUUUCUCUCACUGAAGUUGUCAGAACUGCGCUCAAGCAAAUGCGACUGGAUUCUACGCAUUCGCAUUACUCUCCACAAGUUCGUCAAUAUGCUAUGGAGUUGGCACGGUCGAUAAUGCUUUGCAGCAUGGGACCAGUUGAUCUCACAGAUGAAUGGAAAAUGAAGCUGAAGGAUAUUCUCAGGGAGCAGUUCAAGCGUCUCGAUAGUGCCCCUAAAGGAUGUACAGCUUAUCGCUGUUCGAGGGAGGGUGAUCGCUCCCUUCAUGCUGACGCAUUGAUGAUUUUGUUUUGUGGCAUCGUUGGUAAGGAUCUUCGCAGCAAGUAUAUCAAGUUUUUCAACGCUACCAUUCGUUAUCUAACCCUGCAGGCUUUGCUCGAGUUCAGUGGGCGAGCUUCUCUAAUGUCCAUGGACAAUUGUGCACAGUGUAUGGAUGGUGGAAUUCUUGUUGAUGCAAUCGUGACAGCACUUUCCGAUUCUACGAAAGAUUUUUGCCAGUCGGCGAUCGUUGCUCUUCGCCACAUCAACGAUGUGUGCAGGGUAAUCAUUCCAAAUCUGGAAGUGAUGCCUUUGAUACCAUUUGUGCGGUAUCUCCUAGAAAGCGUUAGCGCGCUUUGUUAUGCCUCUUCUUGGUUUGUACGACUUGGAGGAGCAAGCGGAUUGACUUAUUUCAUAGAGAAUUAUCCUGAUUCUGUAAUUCUAGCUAAUAUGAGCAGAUUCAUGGAUAGUCUUGUAGAGGUUCUUGUCGGUAUGACCGAUCAGGUAUCCUGUGGUGCUGUGGAUAUGGCAGUAGGAGCCAUUGAAAAGUUGUUGAAACGAUGCUUAGCGGAUUGCAAGCUUGAUGAUCCAAAAGUAUCAAUAUUCAUGAACUCUGUUGCCAGUCAGCUGUUUAGUGGUAGCCAGAAUAUUAGGAAAAAGACCCUCUCUUUGCUCAAUCUAUGUGCGGAUGUGCUGAAAGAGCCGUUUCCUGCUUUGAUGUACGCCUACAGGCACCUCUUUGUGUCACACACAGAAAGGGCAAUGGAAGAAUUCAAUGUCUUGGCCCUGCUCGAUCGUUGUGGCUCUCUAGAAGCACUGUGCACCAUUUUCGUCUGCCAGCCCCCUCUUGUUGAUGUGUCAAUAGGACUGGAAAGGACACAGAAGUUCUUGAACGAGUUGAUUACCGUGUGUCAGAUGCCUAUUAGCGAAAUGCUUGAACUUGAUCUCUUCAAAUCUAUGGAAGGAUGUCCUGCACAUUUCUUGCCUCCGCAUACUGUCAGCGAAAAAGCUGAGCACUAUAAAAUUAUGGCUGUCAGAGCGCUGGUGGCGUUGUACAAAUCGCUUUUGCGAGACGUCUCUGAAAAUGGCAUGGAUACAUCAUCUGAAGCAGGUGACGGUGAAGAAGGCAGAGUGACACUUUGCAAAAUUGCUUGCGUUGCUGUUGAAACCGUCUUGUGUCCAUUGAAAUCUGUAGUACAAGCGGCUGAAGAAGCUCUUCUACAGGUGGCUCCCGUCAAUGCCGAAUGUUUGAAAAGAGUUGGAGAGCACGUUUUUGCUCAGUUCCGCGAACCCCAAGGUGAAGGGUUGAAUUCCGAAAGUGUAGCUCAACUUUAUCGCCUAGUGCGUUUAAAUACUUCGCUAUUCGACAUUACCUUGGCUACAAAUUUGGUGUCAUACAUCUGCGAACAUGCAUCACGUCUCCCUGUUGAUAUGGCUGCCUCUUCUAUUCCUCCAAUAGAUGGACAAGAUGUAGAAGCAAUCACCCAGGCUGUCCGGUUGAUACUGCUCGUGGAUUCCCCAGCUCCCAAACUAGCCACUGAUUUAGCUGCUUUUAUAGCUUACUUUGAUCAUCAUUACUGCACAAGUUCCUACGAUGCUUGGGUACCACCACUAGCCACACUACUCUCACGAUAUGCUCGGGAAUCGAUGGCUUUCUUCUUGACCGAAGAAUCCCUAGCCAUGCCUUGCAGAAGAGCAUUGCUUAGAAAGCUUAUCAAAGACGAGGAAUGCAGUCCAUUACGUGCACUGUUGAUGGAGGAUUCGACAUAUUUCAACAAUAUGCUUGAGAACAAAGUCAUGGAUCCAUCAGGUGAAUGGAAAGAAGCAUCUGAUGCACAUCAAAGCGAGAAUGACAUAAUGGAGCGUGAAAUGCUUUGUUUGCACAUCAUCGACGCUGUCUCCAGAAGGAAUGUUCUUUGGUUUGCUGGUGCGAAGGAGCUUAUUCUCAAGCUCAGACAGUUGUGGAACAAUGGAGAAUUCAAAUCUCGUUACGUAGUUCAUGCUCCGUGCGACAAGGAUCUCGUUCAACUGACCAUCAAAAUGAUGACCGAACACAAGUACAAGGUCCCCAGACUUAUUGUCAAUUGCUUCAUUCGAUAUUAUAGGCACAAUAAUAAUGAUCUGGAUCUCCUGUGCGACAUCCUUUUCGUAUUUAUCGGUCGCUAUGUGACAGAUUUUAGCUUCGUUCGAGAAUUCCUCGAAAAGGAAGUGAUUCCGGCAUACUCAAUGGAGUGGAGGAGAAAAUUGUUUUCUUUUGUGUUAGAGAAGUUUGAAGCUGGUGGAUCAACCGUAAUCAAAGAUCUCCUGUAUGUAAAGAUUCUACAAUAUGUGCUGAUUCCAAGUCUACAGUGGGCAUUUGAGCGAUACAAUGUGGAUGAGAUCUUGGGUGUGUUGCAAAACCCACAGGAUCAACCGGAAAUGGAUCCUGAUGAUUUGGUCUAUCGACUAGCCCAUAUUAUCGACCAAAGUCGCCAAGUCAUGAGCGAUGGCAUUGUGAUAGCUUUGUAUCAGCUCAGUACCCUGCUCGUCAAAUACGCACCUCGUCACGUACAUAAUAAUGAUUCAAAAAAACAUGGCUGGCGAUUGCGAGUGUUCAUGCUGUUUGCCUGGUCGUGCCUGACAGCAUCCAACAGACAAGAUGCAACGCUUCGAUACACCGGAUUUCUUUUCAUAUCGCAUAUCUGCCAAAAGUUCCUAAUCAACAGGAAGAUCGUACUGCAGGUGUUCCAAAGUCUCUGUGGAUCGUAUCAGUAUGACAGUCGCGAACUCGUACGACGUGCUGCCGAUGUAGUGACGGCGGCUAUGCCAAUAAGAAUGGAAGAUGGACAUCAGCAAAUGUUCAUCAAUGUGAAACGAGUACUGUGUGAAGAAGCUCACAGCCUUGCCCAUAUACAGCAUAUUGUGAGCAUGAUUGUACGAAAUUAUCGUGCUUAUUUCACUUGUCGCCAUGCUCUGUUCAAACCUCUGAUGAGUGCCAUACGCCGUGUGAUCAGCACUCCUAAUUCUGCCAUGGAUGGCGUGAUGACCAGGAAGUUAGCCUUGGAUGUCUGCGAGAUGGUGAUAAAAUGGGAAUUAUUGAGACUGCAGAAAGUGGAGCUGCUCACGCAGGGUUUAACAUCCCAUGAUGAUGAGCUUGAUACUCUACUAAAUGACUCGGAAGCGUCACGACAUACAGCGGUGUCAACAGCCGAAUUUGACGAUCAGCUAUACAAACAGAUGUCAAAGGAAUGUGUUGAUGAAGUUGUUGCCAUGCUUUUGAAAUUUGCAAUACAGCCCACAUCACCUGUACAACCGCAUCAAUUACACCAGGCAACCCUUGAAAAUGGAAAACGAAGUAUAGGACUAAUGAAACAGUGCCUGAAGUCUGCAGUUUGGGGUGAUGUUGUGACCAUCAAAGUUAGCUGGCUUGAAAAAGAGCUCACAGUUCCCCCUGAGUCUCUUGUGAGGCAAGAAAACCAAUCACAAUUAGCUCAGUCAAUCGCUCAAGCACAACAAGCACUGGAAGUUGUUAUAAACCUUGUGACAAUUAUGCCGAAGCCUUUGCUGCUCCAAACAAUCCGCCCAAUCCAGAGGGCUAUAAUCUCUUGCCUGAACAGUGGACAUGGAGCGCUCAUUCGGUUGGUGAAUGUACUCGUUGCUAAACUGUUCGAAAAAUCCAACUGCUCUAUGACUGGCAUGUACGAGUUCGAGAUUCUAAACCAGUUCAUCUCAAAAUAUCUGAACGACAACUUCAAUUCCUACGUGAAAUCUCCAACCUGUCUGGUAAUGAAUGCGUUCUCUGCCUUUUCUCUUCUUCGUGUUAUCUGUCUUCAACAGCCAGGUUACCUCGAUGCAAUGUGUCUGCAAGCUUACAUCAAGGUGCUAGAAAAGGCGGUGAGGGAGCAUAUCCUGCAUGUUACCGAACCAGGAGAAACUACCAGAGAAAAAAUGGCAACAGCUGAAAUGAUUGCGAUGGCUCUGGAGCUACUGCGUCCUAGGAUUGAAGCGAUAUCUGCGGAAGCUAAGAGGACUAUAUGCCAGAAUGUACUCCUUCCUCUCAUCGAGCGAUCAUCUUUCGAGAAAAUCAUAGAUGUUGUGCUUCGUGUAGUAUCAGAGCUCGUAGUCACCCACCGUGAUGAGCACUCAGCAAAUCCUGGACUUCCUCUACUGGUGCGAUUGCAAAGCGUUGUGGAGAAAAGAUACAGAUUAAACGGAGAGCUUAUGAAAAUGUUUCUUAAAGUCGUGCUAUUCGUCUUCGAGCACCCGCUCUUGCUAACGUCUGAUUAUGCUGAUAAGCUCGAGGAUGCUUUUCAUUGGGGCCUUACCACACAUGAUCGAGAGCUACGAGAGAAAUUCCUUCUCGUUUUUGAACGAAAUUUGGUGGUUAAUCCCCUUGCUCGGCUAUCCUACAUUUUGCGCGAAAAGGACUGGGAACCCUUCCGUGACUAUUUCUGGCUUCGUCAUGCUUUAUGGUUGUUGUUGAGAUGCAUUCCCACUUCUGGAAACACCGGCUCAACUCACCGACGAGUGUUUAUUGACAGUUCUGCUACACUAUGGAGAACUAUGCUUGCGGUAGCUGGUUUACGUUCAUCACAUCUGGCAUCUGAUGUCGAACCCGAGGUUGUUGCGCAAGCUUUGGACACCAAUCUGCACCUUUCGGGUGAGACUAAAGCAGACGAAGCUAUGGAAACUGAUCAGGGGAACACUGGUGACAAUCUGGAGAAUCGGCUGGACGUAUUACUCGACGAUCAGAAAAGUUUGAUGAUAGAAGCUUCUUCGUUUGAUUUUUCCGCCGCCGUCGAUAGCAUCAUCGGACUUGUAUUCACUGUGCAAGAUGAUGUGGCUUUUGUGGGAGAUAUGUUUUCACAACUCUUCAACUCCCUAUGGGUCUCUAUGAGUGACGAAGAAAGAAGUUUUCUUGGAGGGCUAGCAGUUCCUUUUAUGACUUCUGGAGUUCACGUGCAGCAAGCACAUGCAGUGCAUCCAGUUAUUAGCAUUUUCCUGGAAACUUUUGCUCGAUGUAAUCCUCCAAUUCAUAUCGGUCCUCUACCCGUUGAGUUUGUCGCUCACCAUUACCAUGCAUGGCAUCGGGGUAUCCUGCUUUUGGAAAACCAAGCUUUGUGCAUACCAAGGAUGCUGAAUAAUGCUGCUUGUAUGCAACAACCGAUAGACCCAAUAGUCAGAGAACAACUGGAUGUACUGGAUUAUCUUCGCUCUCUCUACUCUGAAUUGGGCGAACUUGAUCAGUAUGCAGCUGUCUGGAAUCGUCGAGCGCUCACAACUGAUACUGUGAAAAUCUUAGCUUUGCAGCAGCUUGGGGAUGUCGAAGAUGCUUUGGAACUUAGCCAAACUUCAGCUAGUUCGAUUUUGCAUAAGAUGGAGAGUCAGUUUGGUAAGAUCCCAGCCGGAGAACCUGCGUCGAAGGAAUACGAGUUCCUGGAGGAUUCAUACAUCCAAUGUACGAAGGAGUUAUGUCGAUGGCGUGUGCUUUGUGACAUAGCGAAAAGUUCUCACGUCGAAAAUCCGGAGCUUCUGCUUGAAUCUGCUGUUCAUCUGCCGGAUUGGUAUCUUGCGCGGCAGUGCCGUGAUCAGAUCCUCGCAUGUACACGCCCUGACUUUGUCAUUCCAAGUAUCACCUAUGGAGCUAUGCUUGGAGUUUUGGGAGAUCCCGAAGAUGGUCCGCUUGUACCAGCCAAGAAGUUAGUUGAUGAUGUGACACAAGCACUGGUAGUAGGCUGGCGCGUUCUACCUCCUAUAUUGACACAUGCACAUAUCAAACUUCUGCAAGCAAUGACGAUGAUUCGAGAAGUUGGAGAUGUUCUAGAUCUCAAGAGAGCUUUAGAUGUUGGAAAUCAAAACUGUAGCGCAAUAAUGCAAGAAAUGAAGACUGUCAUAAAGAUAUGGAGAUCACGUACUUACUCCCUCUCGGAUGAGAUGUCUUUCAUCUCUUUAAUGUACGAUUGGCGAAGUCAAAUCCAUACGAUGAUGGUACAGAGAUUCCAUGAUUGGGAGAGAAGUGGAAUUGUCAUGCCUCCCGGAAUGAAUCCACAAGCCAUCCUUCCAAUUCAUUCGGCUGCAACUGGCCAAUUAUUACUAGCUAGAGCUGCACGAGAAAGAGGAAUGGAUGAUAUGGCUAUAAAGACACUGAACAAGUUACAUACUCUAAUCACUCUUCCCAUGAUGGACUGUCAUCAGAAAGUCAUCGAUCACUUGAAGACUUUACGUAGGCUCGCCAAGAAACCCUCAACAACCGCACAACAGAAAGCAGAAUUUUUGCAAGAGGCACUUCUGAUUACUGAAUCUGCUCGCAUCGAAGAUUUCUCUCGAGACCAAUGUUGUCGGCUCUUCUACCAGAAGGGUGCCAUACUUAGUCAGCUUGAAAGAAACGACGAUGCUACUCAUGCCUUCUCUUCCGCUGCAGCCAUGAUAGAUCCCAGUAAUUCUCCACCAAUGAAUACUGCUUGCAAUAUGUUCAAAACUUGGGCACAUCAUCUUGAUAAUCUCUUCCACAGCGAAGUGCAUGAAGCUUCCGCAUUGUCUCGAGGAUCACCAGCGAUUGAUAGCUAUUUCGAAGCAGCUAGAAUUGAAAAUGAAACGAGAGCAAGGAAGUACAUUGCCAGAAUACUGUGGACGGCGAAACACGUGGUCGCAUGUGGCAUAUUUUCCGCUACCGGCCUGGAUCAAGUUUUGAAAGACAGAGCUCGCUCUAUCGUUCCUUUCAAUUGGCUUCCUUGGCUACCACAGCUAGUGACAGAACUCCAGGAAAGGCCUACAUCGGGUUUUAUCCAUGUGGUGGAACGAAUAGCAGCUGCAUAUCCACUUCUAGUCGUCUCGGCUUUGCGUCCUGUCCUUGAUGCAGCAAUUUUUGCGAAAGUUAUUGAAAGUGUGUCAAAGAAACAACCCAUACCGGCAUUGCCGGAUGAUCACAAAAACGCUGCUCUGGUCAAGAUUCUGGAGAAAGCAUGCUUAUCUCGUUUGACUGAUGUUCGAAUGUGGGACAAGCUUCUAACUGGUUUCUCCGAAAUGCGAGAAUUCUGGGCAGAAAGACAUCUGCGUUACGCUUCUCAAUUGAAGGAUGAAAUUCUCAGGUGCUUGUAUGAAGCGCGAGAAACUCGUUUGGAAACAGCGAGGCUGGAUGACAAAGCUAUGGCGACGAUGUCAUUAUGGUGUGCUAAACUCAAGGAAAACAUAGGCGACGAUAUUCUUCGUGAAAGUGAGGUUCCAUCUUCUUCUCGACAUGCGCUACCACUGCAGACUGAAGAACAGUUCAUCGACGAAAUUCGCACUGAAGUUUUGGAAGUUCUCAAUGCACCAACUGCAUUUGGACCAGCGUUGCUGAAACUCGCUGAGACCGUCAUUAAAUGGCAAACAAAGCUGCAUAAUCGCUUAUACUCUUUGCCAAGACGAUAUCCCAUCCGACUAUCCAGCAAGUUCCUUGCUGACUACAGCAGCGCAAUGGCAUGCAUAGAAAUACCGUCAUCAUUCAAUGCCAAUGUCACAAAGCAGUACCAGUAUGUGACUUUGAUAGCAAGAUUCAAUCCUCAUGUGGAAGUUGUGGUGAGGAGUGGGAGAGUCAUGAAGAAGCUGCAAAUAAUGGCCGUCAAUGGAAAGACAAGCGUCUACUACCUCCAGCGCUCCAUUUUCAAAGAAAAAACCAAUCGCUGUCAACAAUAUUUGCAAUUAGUGAAGACAUUGUUGGUUAAGGAACGGGAAACUGCUCGUCGUCAUCUGUUUGUUUUUACACCCAAUCAGCUAGUCGUCUCUCCGCAUGCUGUUCUUAUGGAUGUUGGAGGUGCCUAUCCGAUGAGCUUUGUGGCGAAAAAACCUCAUAUUUUUGAAACUAUACGUCCUCUUGAUGUAUUUGCUGAAUACGGGAUGACGUUCGGUAUGAGACCUGAUGACGCUAUCACUAUGUACUACGAUAGAAUAGCUGCUGCGGAAGGAGACCUUCACUCAGUGAUGCUGGACACGUAUAGGGGAUUCGUUGUCGAAAAUUUCAUUGGACCUUCAAUCUUCCAAAACUAUAUAUUGGAACGUUUCACUGACUCCACCUACUACUACUUAUUCCGCAAAAGGAUUGCUCAACAGCUGGCUGUCAUGAGUAUUUUGGAGAUGUUAGUGCGUUUGUCUCCGCUGUUCCUGGACGACCUUUAUAUUCGCACUUCUACAGCUCAAGUGGCUGCUCCCCGGUACAACUUCACCUUUGACUCAGGAGUUGAGAGGAAAGUGCCAUUUCGGUUGACACCAAACUUGCAAUGGUUCCUUGGAAUGACUUUGGAAGGCGAUUUUCUGUGGGCAGCAGCAGCUGUAGUACGAUGUUUGUUCCGUCGGGAGCAACAUUUUCUGCUUCGACCGCUUAUUCUAGACGAAAUCAUUAUUCGAGGCAAUCAUGACAAGGUCGCCGCAUGUGCUGAAGCAAACAGUUUCAUCAAAAAUAUGGUUGCUGAGACGACAAGGAUGGCGUCGCAGGAAGCCAGUGCAUUGCAGAAUGAACUCUACAAUGCUAUCGAAAGAGCUCGUAGUCACGAAAAUUUGUCGCAGAUGGAUCCGCGGUGGCAUCCAUGGUUCUGAUCUAGCUUAGAAGAAUCAUUUUGCUUGUUGUUCUGUGAAACUUCUUUUAUAAGUAUCUCCUCUGAUUUACGGGUAUCCUGCAACGAGUUUUACUUUAUUAUGAACGAGCU
This is a messenger RNA of Cylicocyclus nassatus, 11841 nucleotides long. The record is from the annotation of a GenBank genome assembly. NCBI's taxonomy places the organism in Eukaryota, Metazoa, Nematoda, Chromadorea, Rhabditida, Strongylidae.